AUGUCUUAUAAUUAUGUACCAGGUGUUUUAGUGCUUGCACCAAUUAGUGAUAUACAAACUGAAAUAUUAACUUCUGCGGCUUUAGAAUUUGUUGCAACACUUCAUAGAUCUUUCAAUCUUACAAGAAAAAAUUUGCUUCGACAACGAGUUCUUAGACAACAAGAACUAGAUAAUGGCGUUCUUCCUAAUUUUUUGCCUGAAACUAUUCAUAUAAGAGAAGAUAGCAGUUGGCAAGGUGCUUGCUUCGCUCCUGGCUUAGUUGAUAGACGCGUUGAGAUCACUGUACCAAUUGAAAGGAAAAUGAUUAUAAAUGCACUUAAUAGUGGUGCCUGUACUUACUUAGCAGAUUUCGAAGACUCUAAUUCUCCAACUUGGAACAACAAUAUUAAUGGUCAAGUGAAUUUACGCGAUGCAAUUCAAGGUACAAUUGCUUAUGUAGAUCCUAUAAAUAAUAAGAAAUACGAACUUAGAAAAGAUAGAAAACUUGCUACACUUAUUGUGAGACCCCGUGGUUGGCAUCUAGAAGAGAAGCAUGUUUUAAUUGACGGUGAACCUGUUUCCGCUUCAAUAUUCGAUUUCGCUUUGUAUUUUUUUCAUAAUGCCAAAAAAACAAUUAAGAUCGGCAUCGGUCCUUAUUUUUAUCUGCCUAAAAUAGAAUCUUACUUAGAAUCAAGGCUCUGGAAUGAUAUAUUUUGUGCUGCGCAAGAUUUAAUAGGUAUUCCUCAAGGCACUAUUCGUGCUACAGUGAUAAUUGAAACUAUUCUUGCCGCUUUUGAAAUGGAUGAAAUUAUUUAUGAAUUACGAGAACAUUCUGCUGGUCUUAACUGUGGUCGAUGGGACUACAUUUUUUCUAUAAUCAAAAAAUUCCGCAAUAACCCUAAUUUCAUUCUACCAAAUCGUUCAGAUGUUACCAUGACCGUUCCUUUCAUGGAUGCUUACGUUAAUCUAUUAAUUAAAACCUGUCAUCAUAGAGGCGUAAAUGCAAUAGGUGGCACAGGUGCUCAAAUUCCUAUCAAAAAUGAUUCUGAAGCUAAUAAGAUUGCCUUAAAUAAAGUUCGUGUUGAUAAAUAUCGUGAAGUUAAAGCAGGUCUUGACGGUACCUGGGUUUCACAUCCAGCACUUGUUAAAAUUUCUUUCGAAAUUUUUAACGAACAUUUAAAAGCGAAAAAUCAAAUUUAUGCUAAACGUGAAAAUGUAAAUGUUACAGCAUUAGACUUGCUAAAUAUGAAUAUUCCUGGUUCAAUUACCGAAAGUGGAAUUCGUAAUAAUAUUUCGGUUGGAAUUACUUAUAUUGAAUCAUGGCUGCGUGGUGUAGGUUGUAUUUCAAUGAAUAAUCUUAUGGAAGCCACUGCAACUGCAGAAAUUGCACGAUCUCAAUUAUGGCAAUGGGCUAAACAUAAAGUUAGCUCUAUUGAAGGAAAAGUUAUUACAGGCGAAUACUUGCUUAAAUUACUUGAUGAAGAAGUUAUAAAGCUGGAAAAACAGUUAGGACCUCAGAAAUUUUAUGCAUCAAAAUAUAUUUUAUCAAAAAAAUACCUGGAAAGUCAAAUCACUGGCAAAGAUUACACAGAAUUUAUUACUACAUUAUUAUAUGAAGAAAUUACGAGUUACUAG
Messenger RNA from Dentiscutata erythropus, 1614 nucleotides. The record is from the annotation of a GenBank genome assembly. Lineage: Eukaryota; Fungi; Glomeromycota; Glomeromycetes; Diversisporales; Gigasporaceae.